AUGGCCACAGGGACCUCCGUCUUGUCUACGUUCUCCAAAGAGGAACUACGCGACAUCUUCAAUCCCGUUCUUCGGCGACUUCGAACACUACUGAAUAACUACGAACACUGGCCUCAGGAUGACGACUGGCCUCAGAAGGUUCGACGGGCGGUUAUGGGUCUUGUGACCAUUUGCAACAAAAUUCCGCCAUCGUGUUCCCUCUACGCCGGCCACUCCGUCAAAGCUCUGUUCGACCUCAUCCCUACGAAACCCGAAUGGCGCCAGCCCGGCACUCCCAUCGACCCAUCUUUCUUGAAGAACGUCAAAAAAGACCCGCCCACGCACCUUGACUCGUUCGAUGAGAACAACCCCCGCACUUACAUCGAUGAGACCCUCCAAUUUAUCGCACAAUGGCGGAUACCUUCGCAUUCACCGCUCCCAACCGCCAACCAAUCAGCGAAACCCACGGAGUCAAAGCAGCCCAUUAAUGUCAACGAGAAGGGCAAGGAGAAGGCGCUAGAGAAUGAGGAGAGUGGGAAGGGGCAGGAAAGGGUGAAUCAGGGAUCAGGCAGUGAAGAGGAAGAAGACGGCGACGCGGAGGAGGAAGAUGAGGACGAGGAGCAGGAGGAUGAGUUGAACGACAACGAGAACGGCGAUGGGGCUCAAGCGCAAGAAGAGAAGGAUACUACAGCCAUUAGACGGUCCCCGCGCAAACGAGGUUCCGCCCGACCUGGCAAUGUCUCUGGUUCCGGCUCCACAUUCGUGCUCUGCGACCGGUGCUUGAAAGCGAAGGCCUUGGCCGAACAUUCGAAAGCUCUGGGCAAGAAAUUCGACACAGCUAACUUGGAUCCGCAGUGUACUGCUCCGGGCAGUGGUAGCUGUCCUCGAUGUGCCAACGGAAAAAAGAAAUGCGAACGAUUGCUUGCCGGCGACACUAUCAAGGCCCUCGCUAUUGCCUUGAAGCGCGGCCGCCAACGGAAGGACGCUGCAGCUGUCGAUGACGGGGCCGUGAACCAAGAGUCAUCAACCGCCAGAAAGUCUGUUAAGCGCAAGAGCGCUGCUUACAUUGAAGACUCCGACAUUGACGAUAGUGCCGCCGCCGCCGCCGCCCCUUUAGACAAGCCGCCCACUGCUAAAAAACCGCGCACCCAGAACGUGAAGUCCAAGCCCGCUCCCGAUGCAGAAAGUUCAAAGGCGGGAGGAAAGCCCAAGCUAUCCUCAAAGAAGGGGGCCAGAACAUCGAAGGCGACACCACCUGCCGAGCCUGUGCAAUUACUAGCAAUUCGUUCCUCUUCUACGGCCGCCUCCCUCGCUGGUCCCUCAACAACCAACUUUGCCUACGCCGGUACCAAAGAAUUCGGUCCAUUAUUCCAUCCCAAAAGUGGCCAGCAUAUGGUUUUGACUAACAUUCCAUCGAUCCCAGCACCCGCCGACUCCACAGUACUCCCCGCCUACCAGACUGAGUUGCCAACUGGUGACGUCGCAGCCGACCUUGCCAAUUGCGCGAGCAAGCAGGACGUUCUCGAUGGGCGGUUGACACAGGCGGAGUCUGGCAUUCGCGGUCUGACAUCCGCCGUGAAUAAGUUGGAAACGGCCUCUCGUACCCCGAUGGUGCCUCGUGCGGAAUUCGACGACCUGCGCAGGAAGGUAGCCGUUAUGGAGAAGGAUUUCAACGAACGUGAAGCUCGACUCUCGACUACGGUUGACAACACCCUUGCAUUGGUCGGUACAUUCGAAGAACGAAUGAAAGCGUAUGAGGCUAGGAUGGAAGUGUUGGAGGAGAGGUUUGAGGAGCUGAGCAGCAAAGUGGACGGUGCAACGAAGCAUUCCGUCAACGAGGGCGUCGCUGAACUCAGCGCCAAGAUAGAGGCCGCCGAGAAAAAUUCAGCCAACGCCUUAAGCAAGACGGGAACCCUUCAGGGAGACGUGGACAAGUUCCGGCGCGACAUGAAAGGCCUUUACGUUGCGCAGGAUGAUAUCCGGGGACUCUUGGGUAGGAUGUCGGAUGCCGAACAUGAGCUCGGUGGCCUAGCCAAACGGUGCUAUGACCUGGAGGCCGAUAGUGGGGAGAUCUGGGAGAGGCUCACAAACUCCGUUAACCAAAACACAUUGGUGGCAGUGCUUGACAGAAUUCGACAGCCUCAAGGUGCCGGCGAAACUGGUAGGCUCAUGGACAGAGGAACCAGUCCCAACCCCGCCUCGCCGCCCCGAACCUUCAUGGACAGAGCCGCCAGUCCCAAUCCCGCCCCGCUCCCGCCGACUUUCGUUGAAAGGGAGACAAGUCCGAUCCCCGCCCUCAUUCGGGGAAGUUCCGCCCCAGUCCCCGCCCCUUUUGUGUCCCGCCCUCUAACCAAGACCGCCCCGCCUCCGCGUCCCGCUCCGAUUGAAAUUCAUCCCGGACUGUCCGCCUCAGUUGGUCCCACAAGCAGAGUCCAUCAUCCGCCGCCGUAUCCCGCUGAUUUAGAAAUUCCCCCCGACUCACCGUUGUCCCCCCCUCCCGAAGAGAUUCCCCAGGGCAGUCCAAUAGCAGGUACUCAGCAAAAGGCAGGUGCGAAAGGCCCCCCCACCCGGCGGUCUAAGCGUUCAAAAAAGUCUUAG
Molecule: messenger RNA, 2577 nt
Organism: Coprinopsis cinerea okayama7#130
Lineage: Eukaryota; Fungi; Basidiomycota; Agaricomycetes; Agaricales; Psathyrellaceae
Exons: 3
Coding region: 1-2577 (858 amino acids)
Source: RefSeq, a predicted model, not a curated record